AUGCAAUACCUCAUAGAUAUGAUAAUAGAAGAGAAGGUAAAGCAACGGCCAAUUGUUCGAGCUCGGGAUACGCCAUCCUUGGGCAUUGCUCUCCUGUAUGGCUUCCAGCAAGUAAUGGUGUGCGUGUCAGCGUUACUUACGGUUCCUAUCCUUCUGGCAGAUGCUUUAUGUCCUGGAGCAGACAUUACAAAACUUCGCAAUGAAUUAAUUAGCUCCACAUUCGUUGGAAGUGGAAUAUCUACGAUAAUUCAAACAGUCUUCGGAAUGAGAUUGGCUCUUCUGCAAGGAACAGCUUUUGCUUAUCUGCCCUCAGUACAAGUGUUUAUGCAACACGAGUAUGGUUGUAACACUAAUAAUGAAUCUCUCAUUGUACAACCUGAAGAGUACUAUUCUAAACUUGCCUUGAUACAAGGAUGUUUAAUAGCUUCCUCGUUAGUUCCAAUUAUUAUUGGAGCAACUGGUUUAGUGGGAUUGCUUACCAAGCUUAUUUCUCCACUUACCGUUUCAACGCUUAUGCUUCUCUUGGCUUUCUCCCAAGUUGGAACUAUGGUUGAUAGAAUAGAAAAACAUUGGGUGGCAAUCAUACAGGCACUCACUUUGUUCGCAACAAUUUUAUACUUGGCGGAUGUUAAAGUUCCCUUACCAGGUAUACGUAACGGGAAGCUUCACUGGUAUAAAUAUAACUUGUUCGGAGAAUAUCCAUAUCUUAUUGCCAUUGUGAUUUCUUGGGCAUUCUGUGUGGUGUUAACAGUUUUCGACCUUGUUCCACCGGAUAGUGCUGCAAGAGUUGACAAAAACGUUUCAAUUUCGGUUAUACAUGAAUCCAGUUGGUUUGCUGUUCCUUAUCCUGGAAAGUUUGGAGCUCCUUCUUUCAAUGGAGCUCUGUUUGUUGCUUAUCUGUUAUCCGCCAUGACCAGUGUAUUUGAAUCCGUCGGAGAUUAUCAUCUGGCUGCAAAAGUUUCUGAAGAACGUGCUCCACCCAGUCAUGCUAUUAAUAGAGGAAUUAUGGCUGAAGGUCUUGGCUCAAUGGUUUCCGGUUUGCUCGGACCUGGCGUGGGAAUGACAACUCAUACUGAGAAUAUUGGAGUUAUUGGGGUUACUCGCGUAGCAUCAAGAUGGACUAUGGUCAUAGCUGGUCUUUUCUUGAUUAUUCUAGGCUUAUGUACCAAAGUUGGCGCUAUCCUCUCUACUAUUCCUGAUCCACUCGUUGGUGGUGUCUUAGCUUCCUCUAUGGCUAUGGUAGUUGGAGUAGCUGUGUCGAGCUUACAAUCUGUUGAUAUGUCUCUUUCUCGAAAUAUGGGAAUUUUCGGAUUUUCCAUGAUGUUUGGUAUGAUCGUUCCAACGUAUUUCACAAAACAUCCAGUUAACACAGGAGUUGACUGGAUUGACACGACCUUAUCUGUGUUCUUAACUUUGCAAAUGUUUGUAGGAGCUAUGUGUGCUUGUAUUUUGGACAAUACCAUCGGAGGGGCCUCUCGUGAGCAAAGAGGUUUGAGAUCGAGAGGACAGGUCUAUGAAGGAUCUCUACAUGACGAUACCUACAGUUACCCUCCGUUCGUUAUGAGAAUAUUAGAUAAGAUGAGUUGCAUUCAAUAUAUUCCAUUUAUGCCAAAGGAGAAGAAAGUCACCAAUAAGGUUGAUCCGUCAUUAGCUUUAACUAUCAACAUUGAUCCUAACACAAGGCUGUAA
Molecule: messenger RNA, 1689 nt
Organism: Auanema sp. JU1783
Lineage: Eukaryota; Metazoa; Nematoda; Chromadorea; Rhabditida; Rhabditidae
Source: the annotation of a GenBank genome assembly